This is a messenger RNA of Adineta ricciae, 2340 nucleotides long. The record is from the annotation of a GenBank genome assembly. NCBI's taxonomy places the organism in Eukaryota, Metazoa, Rotifera, Eurotatoria, Adinetida, Adinetidae.
AUGUAUAAUGAUCUGAUGUCAGUGAAUAUUUUGACUUUCCUUGUCGUUUUAUCCCUAUCGACGAUAAACUUCAGCGUUGGUCAACAGACGACGACUAUCUAUGUCAAGCGUGGUGGACGAGCUGAAUUAUGUGACAAUCGUACAACAUCCAUUUACGCUUAUGAAUAUCGCAGUUUGGAUGGGAAGAAAAACUCAAUUCUCGAACCUCCCAAACAUCAACGCUAUUCCAAUCCAUAUGGUACAAGUGUUUUACGCAUCGACGAUGUUGUUGACAGUGAUAGUGGACUAUAUAAAUGUCCACAAGAUGAUACUGAAUGGCAAAAGCUUCAAAUAUAUGUGCCCGUCCAACAUGUUCAUUUAACAAAUUUACAUACAUCAUCGCGCAUAUACAACAACGAUUUUUGCGGAGUCGACAAUACGAAUUGUUUAAUGAUGAUCGAAGGUGAACCGUUAGACAUCGUCUGUGCGGCGGAUGGUUCUCCACGUCCGGCACUGUCGAUUACACUGAAUAAAAACGGUACAACACCAACAAUCAUGGCUUUAGCAAGCAAUACGCCAACGCCGACUAUGAUCAACGAUCAAUUCAAACCGACUGUUUAUGAAGCUCAUCGAAUUAUUGGCUUGACAUCAGCGGACAAUGGCAGAAAUGUCACUUGCCAUGUUGAUAUGAAACAAAUGGAUCCUAAUCUUAUCCUCUCCUCAACUAAACAGCUCUAUAUUGAAUUUCGACCAGUCGUCGUUGAAAAAUUCAAGAAAAUUUAUUGCGGCAUCAAUCAAACGCGUACGAUCAAUUGUACUGUUUUACGAGCUAAUCCAUCUUAUAUACGUUAUUCAAUCAAUGGCUUAUCACCAUCAGUCGUGCGCCGCACAUAUGGUGAUCAAAAUGAUUUAUUUUAUACAUUUGAUAUAACGCCAACUUCAAUCGAGCAUUUUCACUCAUUCAAUGUAACUGCGAAUAAUAGUAUUGGCUUCGAUACAUGCACUUACGAACUUAUUCAUGGAGACAUUAUUGUUCGAUGCAUACCCGAUGCAAUUACAAAUUGUUCGAUUGACACGUCAUCGAACGUAACGAUAACGAUUAAUUGUGUGAAGAGUUACGCUCAAGGUGAUAACGAUGGUUAUGCUUGUACAUUGUUCAAAUAUAAUGAUAAGUCGAGUCAUAAGAUGUUCGAAGAAAUCGCUCGAACGAAAUCGUGCAUAUUUGCAUUGGAGAAUUUUCACGAGCCUGUGGAAUUUCGAGUAGCAGCAUUUAAUCGUUAUGGAUCAUUACCGGUUAAUACACAUGGAUAUGUUAUCCGAUUGAAUCAACCGACAAUAAUCAAAGAAACGCCAUUCUUUAGUCGAAGAUAUGUGGUGAUUAUGUGCAGCAUAUUCGGUGCAGUGCUUUUAUUAUUCUUCCUCUGUUGUCUUUGCGGCACAUGUGGUCAUAGUCGAUCAAAAUUCUCAAGUAAAAAUGACAUGUAUCAAAAGCAAAAAUAUUCAGAUUCGCCGGUCGAGAGUGAAACAUUAAGGCAAACGACUGACGAUACUCUCAUUCAUCUCGUAUCAAAUGGAAACGAAAAACGUUCUCAACAGAAUGGAACUGUUUAUGAUGUUCCAUCACAUCUUAGUAAUGGUAAAUAUUCACAUCCGAUAUCGUCGACGCCGUCGUCGUCUGCUUAUCACCAACAAAAACAUCAAGAAGCCGGUAAUAUCAAUUAUAUCGACCGAGAUUCGGUUACCAGUAGCCUAAAUUCGAUUCCAACGCGAACACGUACCGUGAAUAAUAAAUUCUAUGGAAAUCCAAUCAUUGACUAUCCUUAUGGAGCGUUGUCACCAACAACGAUGGUUGUACCAACCGCAAAACGAAACCCUGAACAUGAUGACGAUGUCGAUGGCGGCGGUGGAGGAGAUGAGUCACCUGUUUAUUCAACUACCACCGAUAUCAUGUCUGAAAGUGGCUCCUUUCUUGUCCCAUCAUCAUCUAAACGCAAUGGGCCACCACCACCUAAACCACGCUAUUCAACAUUGUCUUCUCUUCGUUCACCUAUUGAAAAUCUUGAUAAAACCCCCUUACCACUACCAAAACCACGUUCACGAUCAAAUUCUCGCACACGUUUAAAUAACCCGUCAGCUGAUAAUUCCUCCUGGUUAUACGAUGAGCGUCCCGUCUCGUCGUCUGAUUCCGGUAUAGGUCAAGCCGAUGUUGUUUUCCUACCAAAUGGUGAAACGAUACGUACCGGUCUUGUCAGAUCAAGACAAGAUGCCGUACAAAAACUUUAUACUACACCGUCAAAUGUCCAACAACAAGAAAGAUACCAAACAAUAACAUCACCGAUUGUUCGCGGAACUGAAUGUUAG